This is a messenger RNA of Micropterus salmoides (largemouth bass), 4475 nucleotides long. RefSeq names its product NLR family CARD domain-containing protein 3-like. Gene Ontology annotation, molecular function: protein binding. The record is from RefSeq and is a predicted model, not a curated record. The coding region runs from base 92 to 3448 and encodes 1118 amino acids. The transcript is spliced from 10 exons. NCBI's taxonomy places the organism in Eukaryota, Metazoa, Chordata, Actinopteri, Centrarchiformes, Centrarchidae.
UUUAGUUUCACUUUCUGCAGACUUGUGGCGCAAUUAGUUUUCACCGUCUGAACCUCCAGCUGAAGGUGAAAGUGGAUGUGAGUUGAGCAGCAUGAGUCAGUGUGAGGACAGAGAGGAGGGAGUCCCUCCCUCUAAAAGCACUCUGUGUGGGGAACAUGACAGCCAGACCAAAGCUCAGAGCCCAGAGCAGCAGCAGGGACCAGACUCUGCUGGACCUGGACCUGGACCUGGACCUGAGCCCAGCUGUGUGUCCUUCAAGAGUGACCAGUCAAUGGGUCGACUUAAUGAAUUUAAGCGAGGACGUGAAUCUGACAGACAAGUCCACCAGCAGAGCUCAGAGGUUCCCAGAGGUCAGUCUGCCCAGCAGCAUCAAACACACCUGGACUCCAUAUUUAUGCUUCUGGAGGAGAACAUUGUCACUUUUGUCAAGAAUGAAAUAAAGAAGAUCCAGAAUGUCCUGAGUUUAGAUUACCCAGAAUGCUUAGAGAGUCAGAGGGAGGAUGAAGAGGUGUUGGAGGGUGAGGAUGAAGAGCAGAGGAGGAACAGUAGAGAAGCAUUUCUGAAGAUCACACUGCACUUCCUGAGGAGAAUGAAGCAGGAUGAGCUGGCUGAGCGUCUGCAGAGCAACACGUUUGCUCCAGUUUGUUUCCAGCAUAAACUAAAAUCCAACCUGAAGAAGAAGUUCCAGUGUGUGUUUGAGGGCAUUGCUAAAGCAGGAAACCAGACUCCUCUGAACCAGAUCUACACAGAGCUCUACAUCACAGAGGGAGGGACUGCAGAGGUCAAUGAUGAACAUGAGGUCAGACAGAUUGAAACAGCAUCCAGGAAACCAGCCAGACCAGAAACAACCAUCAGACAAGAAGACAUCUUUAAAGCCUCACCUGGAAGAGAUGAACCAAUCAGAACAGUGAUGACAAAGGGAGUGGCUGGCAUUGGGAAAACAGUCUUAACACAGAAGUUCACUCUGGACUGGGCUGAAGACAAAGCCAACCAGGACAUACAUUUCACAUUUCCAUUCACUUUCAGAGAGCUGAAUGUGCUGAAAGAGAAAAAGUACAGCUUGGUGGAACUUGUUCAUCACUUCUUUGUUGACAUCAAGGUAGCAAGAAUCUGCAGGUUUGAAGAGUUCCAGAUUGUGUUCAUCUUUGACGGUCUGGAUGAGUGUCGACUUCCUCUGGACUUCCACAACAAUGAGGUCCUGACUGAUGUUACAGAGUCCACCUCAGUGGAUGUGCUGCUGACAAACCUCAUCAGGGGGAACCUGCUUCCCUCUGCUCGCCUCUGGAUAACCACACGACCUGCAGCAGCCAAUCAGAUCCCUCCUGAGUGUGUUGACAUGAUGACAGAGAUCAGAGGGUUCACUGACCUACAGAAGGAGGAGUACUUCAGGAAGAGGUUCAGAGAUGAGGAGCAGGCCAGCAGAAUCAUCUCCCACAUCAAGACAUCACGAAGCCUCCACAUCAUGUGCCACAUCCCAGUCUUCUGCUGGAUCACUGCUACAGUUCUGGAGGAGGUGUUGAAGACCAGAGAGGGAGGAGAGCUGCCCAAGACCCUGACUGAGAUGUACAUCCACUUCCUGGUGGUUCAGACAAAAGUGAAGAACGUCAAGUAUGAUGGAGGCUCUGAGACAGAUCCACACUGGAGUCCAGAGAGCAGGAAGAUGAUUGAGUCUCUGGGAAAACUGGCUUUUGAGCAACUGCAGAAAGGAAACCUGAUCUUCUAUGAAUCAGACCUGACAGAGUGUGGCAUCGAUAUCAGAGCAGCCUCAGUGUACUCAGGAGUGUUCACACAGAUCUUUAAAGAGGAGAGAGGGCUGUACCAGGACAAGGUGUUCUGCUUCGUCCAUCUGAGCGUUCAGGAGUUUCUGGCUGCUCUUCAUGUCCAUCUGACCUUCAUCAACUCUGGUGUCAACCUGCUGGCAGAAGAACAAUCAACCUCCCAGAAGUCUGAAACAAGGAAAGAUGAAUCUGCUGUGACACAGUUCUACCAGAGUGCUGUGGACAAGGCCUUACAGAGUCCAAAUGGACACCUGGACUUGUUCCUCCGCUUCCUCCUGGGACUUUCCCUGCAGACCAAUCAGACUCUCCUACAAGGUCUGCUGACACAGACAGGGAGUAGCUCAAAAAACAAUCAGGAAACAGUCGAGUACAUCAAGAAGAAAAUCGAAGAGACUCCCUCUGCAGAGAAAAGCAUCAAUCUGUUCCACUGUCUGAAUGAACUGAAGGAUCGUUCUCUAGUGGAGCAGAUCCAACAGUCCCUGAGUUCAGGAAGUCUCUCCACAGAUGAACUCUCUCCUGCUCAGUGGUCAGCUCUGGUCUUCAUCUUACUGUCAUCAGAAAAAGAUCUGGACGUGUUUGACCUGAAGAAAUACUCUGCUUCGGAGAAGACUUUUCUGAGACUGCUGCCAGUGGUCAAAGCCUCCAAGAAAGCUCUACUGAGUUGCUGUAACCUCUCAGAGAGAAGCUGUGAAGCUCUGUCCUCAGUUCUCAGCCUGGAGUCCUGUAGUCUGAGAGAGCUGGACUUGAGUAAUAAUAACCUGCAUGAUUCAGGAUUGAAGCUGCUGUCAGCUGGACUGGAGAGUCCGCACUGUACGCUGAAAAUGCUCAGGCUGUCAGGCUGUCUGAUCACAGAGCGAGGCUGUGCUUCUUUGGCCUCAGCUCUGAGAUCCAACCCCUCCCACCUGAGAGAGCUGGACCUGAGCUACAAUCAUCCAGAGGAAUCAGGGGUGAAGCAGCUGUCUGUUGGACUGGAGGAUCCACAAUGGAAACUGGAUAUUCUCAGGAUGGAGCCUCGCGGAGUCCGAUGGCUGAGACCAGGUCUGAGGAAGUAUUCCUGUCAACUCACAAUCGACACAAACACAGUAAACAGAGAGAUCAAACUGUCUGACAACAACAGGAAGGUGACAUGUGUGAAGGAGGAUCAGCCAUAUCCUGAUCAUCCAGACAGGUUUGACUGCUAUAGGCAGCUGCUGUGUAGAGAUGGUCUCACUGGUCGCUGUUACUGGGAGGUUGAAAGGAGAGGAACUGUUGAAAUAUCAGUGAGCUACAAAGGAAUCAGCAGGAGAGGAAACAGAGAAGAUUGUGUGUUUGGAAUGAAUGAUCAGUCCUGGAGUCUGAGGUGUUCUGAUGAUGGUGGUUACUGUGUCUGGCACAAUAACAGAGCCUCAUCCAUCUCCUCCUCCUCCUCCUCCUCUUCCUCCUCCUCCUCCUCCUCUUCCUCCUCCUCUGGUAAGGUAGCAGUGUAUUUGGACUGUCCUGCUGGCACUGUGUCCUAUUUCAGAGUCUUCUCUGACACACUGAUCCACCUCCACACCUUCAACACCACAUUUACUGAACCUCUUUAUCCUGGCUUUGGGUUCAGGUUCUGGUCCAGUUCUGGUCCCUCUUCAGUGUCUCUCUGUUCUCUGGAGGAGGGGGAGUCUCCUUCUGUUAGAGAACAGAUCAGUUGAGUCUUUACAGGAUCACAGUUGCAGAAAUGUUUCAAGUUAUUGUAAUAAAUUCAAUGAACUUUGGAUGAUGGAAAUUCUGUCAUGGUUAAAACUGUUUUUGGUUUUUUUUUUAAAGAAAUGUUUCAACAAACUCAGGAGGACUUUGUAAGAAAAAGGGAAAUAUCUUCAAACAUGUCUGAACAGAAAAAUAAAUAGCUAAUAAUUAAUGAAAGAUAAUGACGGUGUGAAAUAAAAUAAUAGUGUUUGAUGUUGAUUAAGGAUUCACAACAAUUAAUAUAAGUUUAUGUUCACAUCAAUGUCUUAUUCGGCAUAAAAAGUAAAUGUUACCUUUAGGUGUGUUAUUUUUCUCAUCUGAAUCUGCAGAAGCAGCAGUAAGGCUGUCAUUCUUGGACAUACAAUUCAUAUAUUACUUAAAUUAACGAUCAAUUACUUUUUGUGUCCCCUGGUUAUCUUCAACCAAGUUGCCCUUGAUUUUGACCUUACUUGGAUUACUAUGACCUGGAUGACUGCAAAUCUUCACACACACCACCUGGUUAUUUUUUUCAGUAAAUAUUGUGUUUAUUUUCAGUCUGUCACCGGAUUAUUUUUUAAAGUGUACCCCUUGGUUUUUCCUAAUAAUAAUAAUAAAAAUUAUAUCUUAUAUUUUUAUCACGCCUUUCAAGGCACCCAAGGAUGCUUUACACAUAACUACAGAGACACAAUCAACAACAGACAACAAAAGGAGGUCAUUCUAGAUUAUAAGAGGUGGGUUUUUUACAUUAACAUUCUCACUGCUGAACAGAUGAGUUGAGUCUGUACAGGAUCACAGUUACAGAAAUCUUUCAGGUUAUUGUAAUAAAUUCAUCAAAGUGAUUCAAAGUGAUUGAACAGAUUCCUCAUUUCCAUUGUAAACGUCUUCCAUUUCCAGUCCUUUAAAGAAGGAAGCUCUGAUAACUAAAUGGUGGAAAUGCCGUUGACUUGUACCUUCAGUCAUGUGUUCUUUUGAAUUCUGGCUCUUGUGCCAUUAAAAGCAGAAUGUUACUGUGAA